Molecule: messenger RNA, 1923 nt
Organism: Metarhizium robertsii ARSEF 23
Lineage: Eukaryota; Fungi; Ascomycota; Sordariomycetes; Hypocreales; Clavicipitaceae
Product: NAD(P)-binding domain protein
Exons: 2
Coding region: 1-1923 (640 amino acids)
Source: RefSeq, a predicted model, not a curated record
AUGUCCUUCCCCGGCUUCUUAUACAGCCAGCUCAUCCAACGGCUGCCCUACCCAUCCGGCUCGCACGCAGGCCAGACCGUCAUCGUCACAGGCAGCAACGUCGGCCUGGGUAAAGAAGCAGCGCGCCACUUUGCCCGGCUCCACGCCAAAAAGGUGAUACUCGCGGUGCGCAGCCUCGAAAAGGGCCAGGCCGCCAAGCAAGACAUCGAGAGCAGCCUACGCGAUGCCGGCGGCGCAGGCAGCACGACCGAGGUGCACGUCUGGCCGCUCGACAUGGCCAGCUACGCCUCUGUCGAGGCCUUCGCCGCCCGCGUCAACUCGGAGCUGAGCCGGCUCGACGUCCUCGUCGCCAACGCGGGCAUCGCAUCGGGCAGCUACCACACCGCCGAGGGCAACGAGAGCAUGGUGACGGUCAACGUCGUGUCGACCUUUUUGCUCGCCGCCCUGGUCCUCCCCAAGAUGAAGGAGUCGGCGAGGCAGUUCGGUACCAGGCCUACCCUGACAAUCACCUCGUCGGGCGUGCAUGCCGAGGCCGCGGACCUCGUUGCGCGGGCCGCCGCCGCGGGGGAGCUGUGGCCCCUCGUCAACGACCGGCAGACGGUCGAGGCGCACUUUGCCGCGCAGUACCCUGCGUCCAAGCUGCUCGAGAUAUUUGGCGUCAGGGCCAUAGGCGAGCAGAGCCCCGCGGCUGGGUUCCCCGUCACUAUUAACUGUGUCAACCCGGGGCUAUGUCACUCGGAGCUGGGGCGUGAUUAUCCCUCCUGGGGGUUUUGGCUGCUGAAGCUGCUUCUGGCGCGCUCGACUGAGGUUGGGAGUAGGAAUCUGGUGGCUGCGGGUGCCAUGGGCCAAGAGUCCCACGGCAAGUAUGUGUCGGACUGUGUGGUCGCUGAGCCGUCGGCGUUUUUGGACAGUGAGGACGGACGCAAGGUGCAGAAGAUGUUUUGGAAGGAAUUGACGCAGAAGCUGGACGAGAUUAAGCCUGGCGCUUCGGGGAACUUUUUCGAAGGAGUUGCAGAUGAGGCCUGGGAGCAGAUACCAGGACGCACUGCAUGGCUGGUAGGAAAUGCGAAGGAAUACACAUCCAAUCAAGUCGAGCCUAUAUUGUGUGAGGUGAUUUUUACGUCCAGAUACAGCAACACAGCCGCGCGUCCGGAGAAGGAACUCAAACAUAAGGAAUCAAGCACGUUCUAUGGCUCCUCGUCAUGUGGACGUCCUCGGUCUGGUCUAUCUACCGCUCCAUGGGAUCAACUUUCCUCUUUCCCUUCUCUUAACAGUACAUCCUUUGGCAUUGUGAAUUACUCCGAAGACGAGGAACCAAACACAGUCGAGGGCUUCUCGCCAUAUGGACCUCCUGCGUCUGGUCCAUCUACCGCUCCAUAUGGUCAACCUUCCCCUUUGCCUUCUAUCAACAAUACAUCCUUUGGCAUUGUGAAUCCCUCCGAAGACGAGGGACCAAACACAGUCGAGGGCUCCUCGUCAUGUGGACCUCCUGCGUCUGGUCCAUCUACCGCUCCACCUGGUCAACUUUCCCCUUUGCCUUCUAUCAACAAUACAUCCUUUGGCAUUGCGCAUCACUCCGAAGACGAGGAAUCAAGCACUUCUAGUCGUCCCAAUCCUGGGGGACCAAACAGAGUCUAUGGGUUUGAUCAGAUUCCUUUUUCAUCUAUUUCACUUCCCUUGGCAUUUACUCAUCCCUCUGCAUGUGAUCUUCCCACUCCAUUUGCUGCUGUACCCUCUUCCACUUCUCCCGGCGUUUCAUCCUAUGCCGAUACGGAGAAAGCCAAAGAGGAGCGAUCAAGCGCUUCCAAUCGUUCCGAACGUCCCUGGGUUAAAUUUAGUGUUCCCAUGGAUGGGGAGCCGCUGGUGGAUGAUGACGGCGUUGUCUUUGAAACGCCCGGCUUCCGAAACCGCGGAGCAGCCUAG